Messenger RNA from Acanthochromis polyacanthus (spiny chromis), 4994 nucleotides. RefSeq names its product CBP80/20-dependent translation initiation factor (gene ctif). Gene Ontology annotation, molecular function: protein binding; RNA binding; translation activator activity. Gene Ontology annotation, cellular component: cytosol. Lineage: Eukaryota; Metazoa; Chordata; Actinopteri; Pomacentridae. Gene Ontology annotation, biological process: regulation of translational initiation. The record is from RefSeq and is a predicted model, not a curated record.
CACAGAGAGGUGUGGGAACGGUGACCAGAGGGAGUUUGGGCAGAGAAGUUAGCAGAGAUGAGUCAGAGGUUUUUCAUAAAAUGGUUUGACAUAAUCUGAGUGACAACCACCGCCUACGCCUGCUGUAGCUCCGACACAGGACGGUUUUGCUUGUUUGUCAGAAGCAAGCGGUGCAUGUAUGGAUGUUUACUGACAGCAGUGUACCUUCACUGAAUGUUGGAGCUUGAGGGGACACAAGGUCACUUUCCUCCCUUCCCUUCCCCUCCUCCCCCUCCGCCCAUCACAGCAUCGGUUGCCAUGGAGAACUCUUCGGUGGCGUCGGCAUCGUCUGAGGCUGGGAGCACUCGCUCGCAGGAGAUAGAGGAGCUGGAGCGCUUCAUCGACAGCUACGUUCUGGAGUACCAGGUGCAGGGGCUUCUGGGAGACAAGGCAGAUGGAGACUUGGACCUGGACAAUGGCGGCAAGGUGCCACAGUGGACAGAUGACUUUAACGACAAGAGAGAUGGCAGCUGGACAUCAUCACGAGGAAGAGGCUCAUCUAAGCCUGACGAGUGGGAGCACAGCAGCAACGGCAGUACAGGUUCCAGGCCCAGUUCAGGCUCCAGACCUGGAUCUGGUUCACGCUCCGGCAGCAGAGGCCGAAACAACCAGUUCAAAGGUCCAGCCAAGAAUGGGAACAGAGAUGGCUCCUUUGACAUCCUGGGGACAGACAUAUGGGCUGCUAACACCAUGGACUCCCAUGGAGGUGCAGGUUGGGACGUGCAGCCAGAAAAGCUGGAUUUCAGCCAUUUCCACAGGAAGCAUUUCAGAGGAACGCCAAAGCACCUGCCACACAUUGACAGAGAGGGGAUGAACAAAGCUAAGUUUGAGGAAGAUGAUGGCAUAGACAUGAACGACAUAGAGAGGUUCCUGCCCCAUCUGCGCUCUGUAAGUCUUCCACCACUUCCUAAUGAGGCAGAGAUGCACACCCAAAAGCUCUUCCGACGCAAGAGGAAUGACCGACGGAGACAGCAGCGGCCUCAGGGAGGAGGAGGAGGAGGAGGAGGAGGAGGAGGUGGCGGAGGAGGUAAAAACCAGCCUCAGCAGGUACUACAACAGUCCCCGCAGCAGCAGAGGGCUCAAAGCCAGCACCAAGGAGGACAUGGGCAGCGCCAAGGAGGACCCCCACACCACGGAUACAGCCAGAACCGGCGUUGGCACCACAAUCAGAAAGGUCAGGGACAUGGACAGACAAACGCUUCAGGUGAUAAAGGAGUACCCCCAAGAACAACCAAAGACAAAGAGACUGAGAAUGUAAAAGUGGGUGAUGAGCAGAUCAGACCACCUCAAGACUGGAGCAGUAAGAAUCCCAAUGAAUCACCCAAAUCUGACUCAACGCCCAGCACAAACGCUUUCCCAGACCUGACAAUUAACAAGGAGUCUCCUAACCCGCCGCAAAGUGGAAAGGCAAGCGAGGGCCAGUCGGAGCAGCCCAAAAUCAGCCUGCUGCAGUCGUCAAAGGAAAGGCUGAGGAGGAGACUAAAGGACAAGGAGGAGGCGCGUGUGGAGAACUCGGGCUCCGGACAGCAGAGGAUGGACCGGCUGGUGGACCUCCUCAACAGCAUGAGGAGCAACAGCAGCGGGGUGGAGCAGCAGCUGGCCUCCUUCAUGGAGGAGGCGCAGUGCUCGGCUCGGAACGAGGAAACCCUGGCUCAGGUGGUCAGCACCAUCUACUCCAAAGCCGUGUCCGACAGGAGCUUCGCAGCGACGGCCGCCAAGCUCUGCGACAAGAUGGCCCUGUUCAUGGUGGAGGGGACCAAGUUCAGAUCGCUGCUGCUCAACAUGCUGCAGAGGGACUUUUCCCGCCGUGAGGAGCUCCAGCAGUCAGAUGUGGAGCGGUGGUUAGGUUUCAUCACCUUCCUGUGUGAGGUGUUUAGCACCAUGAGGAGCAGCUCCGGAGAGCCGUUCAGGGUGCUGGUGUGUCCCAUCUACACAUGCUUACGAGAGCUGCUCGAGUCAUCAGACGUAAAGGAAGAUGCAGUCCUCUGUUGCUCCAUGGAGUUGCAGAGCGCUGGGCGUCUCCUGGAGGAGCAGCUCCCCGAGAUGAUGACAGAGCUCUUAGCGGCUGUCAGGGACAAGAUGCUUUGUCCGGCCGAGUCUCAGCUGACUCGCUCUCUGCUCAUGGAGGUCAUCGAGCUGCAUGCACACCGCUGGAGCCCCCUGGAGGCCCUCACCACCCAAUACUACAACCGUACCAUCCAAAAGCUCACCACCACUGCCUAGCUUCCAGGAGUAGAGAAGACAAGCCCCCCUUCCUCCCCUCGGGAUGCCCCAAGAAGAUAUUUUCUACUUUUUAAUUACGACUCCAUCACCCUCUUGCCUAAAAUUAAAGAAUGGGUAAUGAGCUUAACUGUAAAUUCCACAAUUACUCCGAGACAGGCGACCACUGCCGCAGAUAAACCGAACACGAGCCACCAAACAGGCAUCGAGGCUUCAACACUACAUGUGGCGCAUUUUGACACACGUUUGAGAAAACGGUAAUACGUACGUGGCCAGUAGGGGCGUGCUUGGCCACACAGAGUCUCGCCUGGCCGUGGCUAGUGGGGGAUAAAGGAGGCAUCAGACAAGAGAGGGGUCAUGCAGGGGAGAGGAGGAGAGGGCAGCAGCCUGUCCGUGGGGAAUAGAGAGGUCUGUACCCAAAGAUGAAUAGAGGAGGGCAGGGGUGGCUGGGUGGGUGGGGGUCAGGGUGGUCUGUGUCAGUCUCUUCAUUGUGUUCAUUUGCCAAACCACCCUCCCCCCCCUUCUGUCUCUCCGUCAGCCCCUGGGGUCUGUGUGGCUGAUAAAAGAGGAGGCAGGGAGUAGACACGGUGCUGCUGUCUGUCUGGGCCGUCUGCCCCGCCGGGCCAGGGACCAGGUCAAAAGGCCUCGCUGUGGAGCUCCCCAGCUCCCACAGCUCCUCCCCGCCUUUGUCUCCCCAGCUACACCCCCCACAGUAGGAAGCCUUUUUGAGGGGAUGAGACAGCGGGCCUGCUGGGCCGGGCUGGGCUGAGGAUAAGGAUCAGGCUGGCUAGAGUAGGGUGGCAGAUGGCUGCUUGAGCCCCUGUGAGACGACACACUCCGAACACACCCCGUUGGCGCCCCGGCUCCAAGCUCCCCGAGCCCAGAACGGCGUUUCCAAUACAAGCAGUAGAAAUGUUGCAGUGGUGAGGGGGGGCAGCAUUAGAAAAUUAAAGCAGACACUGCUGUCUGGUAAUUCUGUUGUUUUUGUCUUGCAGGGGAAUGUCUCUUCUCCUCCGUUAAGCCGUGCAUGUCCACGCUUUAACCAUGUCAUUGAUAUUAUUAUUAUAUAUUUUUUAAAUCAUUUAUUGUUUUUAUUAUUGAUGUUUCAUUUUGAAGUCUUGUUUUUAUGGUAACAUGUACGGAUGAGAUAUUAUAGCGGUAGGCCUUAUUGCACAGGUUUGAUUUGUUUUGCACUGUUUUGAGGCAAUUUGCUUUAAAAAAAAUUUAAAAGCAAAGAUUUGAAUUUGACUCAGUGCUUGUGGAUUAAUAUUAAAUCUCAGUAGUGAGAGGAAUGGGUUGAGCAUAGUGAGGGAGUUUAGGAUGUUUUAAAGGACUAGUGGCCUUGUCAAUUCUUCAUUUUUUUAUAGGAGCUCUCUUGUUUCGGUGGCAGCAGAGAGCAUGCUGAGGACUAAACGGUUGGACUGAAUCACAUUGUUCUGUUGCUGAAGGAAAAAAAACAAAUUUAAACAGCAAAAAAAAGUGAUGUGACAACAUAAAAAAGCAUGGCACACCGAGAAACAGAAGCGAAAUGCUUCUUUACAAUUUUCUCCUAUUUAAGCCAUUCUUUGCAGUGGACAUUUUGCAAGUGUUUAAUAUCGACUGUAUUUGAUCUUGCUUUGUUUUUGAGGAAAAUGACAACUAUUAACCUGUGUAUUUGAAGAUGACAAUGAUGAAAAGAGAAAAAUCUUACUGUUUGACCUCAUAUUAGCUAGUCAUAUGUGACCCUUAUUCCAGCUAACGUGUGUACUAUGAUAUUGACAUACCAAGCCAACCAUGUACCAUUUGUAAAUGGGCUCUAUAUAUAAUCUGCAUACAGUAUAUUUACAAGUAUUUAAAAACACUGAAAUAGAGGGGAGGAGUGCAACAGAGAUGUUACACAUAGGAAGACUGUGGUUGCGUGGCUAGAAGUUGGACUUCCCAUGUAUUUCUAUAAGGAAGUAGCUCUUUGCUUGGGAGUAGUCACACACAUACAUGCACAUAUGCACACGCAUACAUAUACUUAGUUUCCCACUGAAUCUCUGUGGGCAGUUGUAAGUGUUUUUAUAUUAUUUUCUGUGUCUUGCAUCAAGAAUUAAGAUCCUGUGUGGUAGUAACACACCCCAGAAGAUUAGCUAGAUGAGAUGGUGAUUUAAAGCUCAGUGUUUUUGGAGGUGCAACCUAAUCAUCUGUACGUGUGUCUGCUUGAGAAGUGGUUAUUGUUUUUAUGUCUUUUGUUGUCCUUACUUCAUUUCUAGGUUUCUAUUUAAAUUAUAUUUCGCUCAAUUCUAUGUAAAUGAUUUUUUUUUUUCUUCUGGUGGCUUUUCAAGACAUCUGAAACAGUGAUACCUAGCUUGCUGGCAAGUGUGUAAGUGUGGUAUUUACUUUGUGAAAAGAAGAAAAAAAAAAAGCCCAUCAGUCAAUGUCCAUUAUGCAAAGAGCGGCUCACUGUCACAGCAGAUCGGGGCAGGUGGGGAUUGCCCCCUUCGUCUGUGGCUUUGGAGCCUCCCCACCCCGCGUGCCCUUAGACCCCUCUGCUUGGGUCACAUGACUCACUCGACGAUUGAAUGAGAUGCACCUUCAUUUGCAUAGUCUCAUGAAUAUUGAAAAAAAUACGAGGCGCCGGUCGGUGCGCAGACGAGCUUUAGAUUGGCAAUAGUGGGUCAUCUGUGAGUUCUUGUUUGUUUUGUUUUUCUAAGCAACAGAAAAAUAAACUACCAGGAAAGUUGAAAAAAAAACAAAAGACGUGAUGGAACAAA